AUGUCAGUAUUGAAUCCAUUAAGCAAGAACUUAAAGGUAGCUUUAAUUCAAAUAGCUGCUGGGGCUGAUAAAGCAGCCAACUUACAAAAGACAGGACAAUUUAUCACCAAAGCAGUUUCAAAUUCAACUAUUGGAAAAAUUGAUCUUGUUAUGUUACCUGAAUGUUUUAACUCACCUUAUGCUGUAGAUCAAUUCAGAAAUUAUGCUGAAGUUAUUCCUGGUGAAACCACCGAGUUUUUAAGUGGAUUAGCUAAACAGCACGGAAUUUAUUUGAUUGGUGGGUCAAUUCCUGAAUUGGAUAAAUCUGAUGAUAAAAUUUAUAAUACAUCACUUACAUUUAAUCCUCAAGGAGAGAUUAUUGCCAAACAUAGAAAAGUUCAUUUAUUCGACAUUGAUAUACCUAAUGGAAUCACUUUCAAGGAACUGAUUAGUUUAAGUGGUGGGGAUAAGGCAUCAGUUUUCAAAUUAGGGGAUUAUGGUAAUGUAGGAUUGGGUAUUUGUUAUGAUAUCAGAUUUCCUGAAUUAGCUUCAAUAGCUGCUAGAUCACCAAAUAAUUCAUUUGCAAUGUUCUAUCCAGGUGCUUUCAAUACUACCACUGGUCCUUUACAUUGGCAUUUAUUAGCUAGAUCAAGAGCUGUUGAUAAUCAAGUUUUCACUAUUCUUUGUUCUCCUGCCAGAGAUGUUAAUAAUGGAGGUUAUCAAGCAUAUGGACAUUCUUUGGUAGCUGAUCCUCAAGGUAAUAUCAUUGCUGAAGCUGGUGAAGGAGAAGAAAUAGUUUAUGCUGAACUUGAUCAAGAAUUAAUCCCUAAAGCUAGAACAGGUAUUCCAGUCAAUUUCCAAAGAAGAUUUGAUGUCUAUCCUGAUUAUGUCUCUGAGGGUAAAGCUAAAGUUUCUGAUUUAUAA
Yamadazyma jaroonii is the source of this 903-nucleotide messenger RNA. The record is from the annotation of a GenBank genome assembly. NCBI's taxonomy places the organism in Eukaryota, Fungi, Ascomycota, Pichiomycetes, Serinales, Debaryomycetaceae.